Molecule: messenger RNA, 1011 nt
Organism: Lindgomyces ingoldianus
Lineage: Eukaryota; Fungi; Ascomycota; Dothideomycetes; Pleosporales; Lindgomycetaceae
Exons: 9
Coding region: 1-1011 (336 amino acids)
Source: RefSeq, a predicted model, not a curated record
AUGGAUGGUUGGGGAUUGAGUGAUGUUGAAUUAAUGGCAAUGUUUAUUUAUUUUGUUGAAUUUGGGUGGAUAUAUGGUUUGGUUCUUGGGUGGGGUGUCCGAGAUUUCAGUAUUGAAAGUGUUGCUGGGGUUUGGGAGGACUGCAAUGAUCUAUUAACAUCCCAAGAGAUUGUCUGGUUUUCUGGGAGUAGCCGCCCUCAACUUUGGUUCCGACUACGAAAUGGCGCGAACCCAGCUAAACUCAGGCGCACAGCCGCCCAGAGACCAUUUCUAGGAACCGGUUUUGAGAAAUGGUUGUGCUCUAGCACUUUUGAGGGAAAUGGUGGUACGGGCUUUGCCCUAUCCGCUUGCAACCAAGAAACAGGUGUCUCCAAUAAACCCUGCCUUGGUCAUCGUCCGCCAAAUGACAGGCCGUUUUUCGGACACGCCGGAUGGUUCCACAACAGCGGGACGGUAGUUUGUAUAAAAUCUGUUCCUUGUUCCCAAUUCAUUACCCCCAACCUAUUCCUGCCCUACUCAUUAACUUGGUAUACUAUACAAAGAGUAGGGGUAGGAUCUGCUACCAUGCGUUUCCUCCGUACCACCUCUCUAAUCACCGCCUUUGCCAUGCGCGGCUUGUCGGUUGCUAUCCCAGCUUUGGGCAAUAGCACAGACAAUGCUUGUACCCCAUUCAAUUAUGAAUGGACUUCCCGAUGCUGGUGGCGCGCUGUCCCCAUCGCUGACGCCAAAACCGCCAUCCAUAACGCAUGCCAGCAGCUAUCAUCCUGCAUCCCAGGCCAACAGGUCCCUAUGACUAUGCCCACCCAAGGAUACGCUCGUGAUGUGACGGCACAGAUCCGCCUCGGGGCGCAGUGUGGGAAUGCGGAGAUAGAUUGGGCGACCAAUUGUGAGGGGUACUUCGAGACAUAUGUGAAUGAUCAGUGCGGUGAAAAGGGGAACGAGACGCACUUCUAUCAAGGUGGCACAUGUGCUGAUGUUGUGUGUAGUGGGAUACGGGAAGAGCAAGUGUGA